Eruca vesicaria subsp. sativa (arugula) is the source of this 2713-nucleotide messenger RNA. NCBI's taxonomy places the organism in Eukaryota, Viridiplantae, Streptophyta, Magnoliopsida, Brassicales, Brassicaceae. The record is from the annotation of a GenBank genome assembly.
GAAGAAGUGAAUGAAAUGGAGACCUUGAAAUCGGUAAUCCCGGAGCAUAUUGUACAAACUGUGAAGAGCAGCAGCAGUGUCGAUGAUCUCAUCUCCUCUUCUUCAUCUCUUCUCGGUUUCCUUGUGGGCCUUGCCCAAUUUCAGCAAGCGGUGAGUGAGUUAGGGGAUCCUGAUCUGGGUUGCUGUGGGAAGAGCCUAGAGGCAUCUCUCGACUUCAAACGUCGCGGAAAUCUCUCCUUCCGUAGCCGGAGUUUCGACGAUGCUCUACGAUUCUACUCUAAAGCCUUACGUCUUGCCCCUCCUCCACGUGGAGACAAGAGCUUGCUUGCUUCUCUCUUUCUCAAUAGAGCUAAUGCCCUUCAUAAUCUGGGGCUUGUCGAAGAGAGCUUACGGGACUGCCAUCGUGCUCUUCGGAUUGAUCCUUAUUACGCAAAGGCUUGGUAUAGGAGAGGCAAACUCAAUACUCUUCGUGGAAACUAUAAAGAUGCGUUUCGUGACAUCACUGUUUCUUUGUCUCUCGAGUCAUCACCAGCCGGGAAGAAGCAGCUACAGAGCCAACUGCUGGCUAUUCCUCACUUUCUGAAUCAGCAUAACGCACCCAGCUCUUCUGGUGCUGUAGAUUAUCUGCCGAACCUGCAAAGUCAAGUAAAGCUGCGUUGUGUAUCAACAAAAGAUAAAGGAAGGGGUAUGGUAUCAGAAUGUGAUGUUCAACAAGCUUCUGUCAUACACGUCGAACAACCAUUUUGUGUGGUCAUAUCAAAAAGUUGCCGGGAAACACAUUGCCACUUUUGCCUAAACGAAUUGCCUGCUGAUGCUGUUCCAUGUCCAUCGUGCUCACUACCUGUGUAUUGCUCAGAGUCCUGCCAAGUUCAAUCAGGUGGAAUGCUGUCCACAAAUGAGGUGCAUAAGACUCAGUUUUUUCAGAGCCUACCUGAUGAUAUUGUGGAGCAUAUUAAAAGCGUUACAUCAACUGUCAAAAAUUAUUCUGAAACUGAGUGUGUUCAAGAGCACCAGCAUGAGUGUCAGGGAGCUAAUUGGCCUGCUGUACUGCCAUCUGAUACUGUUUUAGCUGGUCGAGUUAUAAUAAAGUUGAUAAAUCAAGGGGAAAUAGCUAUAGAUCUCUCCAACCUUCAGGAGAAAUUAGAUCUUUCCCAUAGCUAUUCUAAGAUGAGUCCAGAGAGCAAGUUGGAGUUGCAUCUACUUUCCAUAGUAUUGAUUUGGUGCCUUAAUAAAUCUUUCUGUCCUGAUCUUUCCGUCUGCGAAACUUCUGUGACACAGACUAUCUUACUGCUUUCACAAAUCAAGGUGAACUCUAUGGCAAUCGUCCGGAUGAAAUCCAGCGGCGAUGCUUUCAAGUGCAUCCCAGCUGGAAACGUUUCAGAAAAAGAGCCCAUUCAGAGUUUAGAGCAGAUCAGAGUUGGUCAGGCUCUUUAUAAAACCGGUAGUUUGUUCAAUCAUUCCUGCAAGCCGAACAUCCAUUUGUAUUUCCUUUCACGUGGACUUGUUAUGCGAACAACAGAGUUUAUUCCCAUGGGUUGCCCCCUAGAGCUGUCAUAUGGUCCUGAGGUGGGAAAAUGGGAUUGCAAAGAUCGCAUUAGAUUUCUUGAAGAGGAGUACUUUUUUCAUUGUCGGUGCUGUGGCUGUUCUCAAAUGAACAUAUCGGACCUUGUUAUUAAUGGAUAUUGCUGUGUCAAUACAAGCUGCACUGGCGUAGUUUUGGAUAGUAGUGUGGCUGCAUGGGAGUCCGAGAAGCUAAAUCAUUUUUUGGCUGCUCCAAAAAGUCUGGAUAAUCAUUUUCUGGUGAGUGAAAAGGUGUGUACUGGUGUCAGUGAAGUGGCUUCAAGUUUGCUCACUAAACCUAGUGGUUCUCUUCAUUUAGAAGCAGAUAAAUGUUUGAAAUGUGGAUCCCGCUGUGAAGUGCAAUACUCUCAUGUAGAGGUGAACAAAGCUUGGAACAACCUGAGAAGGGUGGACGAGUUGAUGAAUUCAGGACGUGCCAAUAUUUCUGUAUUAUCAGAUUGUUUAAGGUCAAUCGCUGUGCUCAGGACUUCCCUUCACAUGUAUAACAAAGACAUUGCCGAUGUGAGUCAACUUACUCUAUUUAUGCCAAAGGACUCGAAGCAUUGCUACUCUAUAUUGCAUAUGCUUAUCUUCAGGAAAAACAGGCACUAUACACGUUUCACGUUUCUGUUUGUUCAGGCGGAGGAUAAGGUUGCUCAGGCUUGCUAUUUAGCUGGAGAAAUGAAGGGUGCAAGGGAGCAUUGUGAAGCGUCCAUCAAGAUUCUGAAGAGGCUAUAUGGGGAUGAACACGUGGUGAUUGGAAAUGAAAUGGUGAAGCUUGCGUCGAUUCAGCUUGCAUCUGGUGAUUCUUGUGGAGCCUGGGAGACUACAAAAAGAUUGUCUCAGAUAUUCUCAAAGUAUUACGGGUCACAUGCUGAGACUCUUUUCGCUUACCUCUCAUGUCUUAAGCUAGAAGCUGCCCAAGCUGUCAACUUUUGUUCUUAAGUCUUAAGCCAGCACUUUGUGCUCAAAUACCUUUGUUGCUAUAAAAAGAUGAAUUGUUUUCAAGGAAGGGUUGGGGCAUAAUAGAUUAAUGUCCUUGGUUAUAGUGUCUGUAGUGUAGUAGGGGUUUAUAAGAAAAUGUUGACUGCAUUCAGAGCCGUGCUUACUUUAUGCCAAAAUUAACACUUUCUUUAGUAAAACUGAAAAUAAC